Molecule: messenger RNA, 366 nt
Organism: Fusarium oxysporum Fo47
Lineage: Eukaryota; Fungi; Ascomycota; Sordariomycetes; Hypocreales; Nectriaceae
Exons: 3
Coding region: 1-366 (121 amino acids)
Source: RefSeq, a predicted model, not a curated record
AUGUCCACCAUCGGACACCUCGAACGGCUGGGAUUUGGACAGGCAUGCGUUUCCCAUUGGGACUCUGUACUAAGCUUGCUCAGAACAGCCGGCGUAACAAGGGCUGACAACAACAACCCUGACAAACUAUCUAAAGCUCACCGCGAAUCUCCACCAGAUAUAACAGAGGCAACCCAAGCCCACCCCGAAGAAGGCCUGCAAGACACAGGGCGCAGAAGAUGCACCACCUGCAAAGAAGAGGAGAACAACGACCACGAUAACCCCGAUCACCAUAUCAAGCACGGCAGCAAGGCCAAUAGCGAGCACGGUGGCGAUUCCAAGGCCGAUACUGAACAAGAUACUGAAGACAACAGCCCAACGGAUUGA